Juglans microcarpa x Juglans regia is the source of this 981-nucleotide messenger RNA. RefSeq lists its product as uncharacterized. The transcript has a single exon. The record is from RefSeq and is a predicted model, not a curated record. Bases 1 to 981 code for a protein of 326 amino acids. Lineage: Eukaryota; Viridiplantae; Streptophyta; Magnoliopsida; Fagales; Juglandaceae.
AUGGCCGCCACCCUUCAGCAGUUCAUGCAAAGUCAAACCACCAUAAAUAACCAAACUUCUCAAGCCAUCAAUGACAUAAGGAAUAAUUUGACCAAGCUGAACACAACUGUGAAUGCACAAGAGAAAGGAAAGUUCUCAUCUCAAUCCCAACCAAACCCUCAAGUCCAAAUUGCUGCCAUAGAGUCUUCAUCAUCUUUUGAAGCAAAUGUCAAGACUUGCAAAGCCGUAAUAACUCUCUGUAGUGGUAAGGAGGUUGAUACAUUGAGUAAUGAAGCUGGCAAGAAAUGUGAAAGUUUCAUUCCCAAUGCACAAGGUAAAAAUUCUGAUGUUGAUGUUUCUUUGGAACCAAAGGUAACUCCUCCGGCACCCUUUCCUCAAAGAUUGGUUCCUUUACAUAAAAAUAAACAUCAUGUUGAGAUUCUAGAAAUUUUUAGACAAGUGCGCAUUAAAAUUCCUCUUCUUGAUGCCAUUGAGCAAAUCCCAACAUAUGCCAAAUUUUUGAAGGAUUUGUGUACAGUUAAAAGAAAACUUAAUGUGCAAAAGAAGGCAUUUCUCACGGAACAAGUCAGUGCCAUUAUCCAAUCCAAUACUCCUCCUAAGUAUAAAGAUCCAAGUUCUCCAACAAUAGCUUGUGUUAUAGGAAGCUCCAAAAUAGGCCAAGCACAACUAGACUUAGGUUCUAGUGUUAAUUUGUUUCCUUACAACACCUAUGAACAACUUGGUUUAGGAGAGUUGAAACCAACUUAUAUCAUCUUGCAAUUGGCCGACCGUUCAAUUAAAAAGCCAAGGGGGUUAGUAGAAGAUGUGUUGGUGCAAGUGGAUAAAUUUUAUUAUCCUGUUGAUUUUGUGGUAUUGGAUGUUCAAUUAACUCCUCAUUCUGUUUUUCAGGCACCCGUCAUUUUAGGGAGACCAUUUUUUACCACUUCCAACGCUUUGAUAAAUUGUCAAAGUGGCAUCCUUAAAUUGAUGUUUGGAAUAUGA